Messenger RNA from Paramacrobiotus metropolitanus, 592 nucleotides. RefSeq names its product protein LSM14 homolog car-1-like. The coding region runs from base 122 to 592 and encodes 156 amino acids. The record is from RefSeq and is a predicted model, not a curated record. Lineage: Eukaryota; Metazoa; Tardigrada; Eutardigrada; Parachela; Macrobiotidae. The transcript is spliced from 3 exons.
UCUCGAUCCGUUCAGUUUGUGCAGUUACUGCGCCACGAGAUCCACAGAAUCAAUGCAUGUAAAUUUUCAGUAUUUUAACAACCUUUAACUCGCCUCUGUAUUUGCUUACUGUUGGUUAAUCAUGGCUGGACAAAAACCUUUUUGGGCCCAGAGAUACAUCGGUUGCAAAGUUAAUUUGCUUUCGCAAUCGGAUGUUCGCUACGAAGGAACAGUGAUUGAUCUGAAUGAGGAAUCCGUUUCUCUUGGCGAAGCUCGCUCAUUUGGAACGGAGGAUCGCCUGGCUAAUCAGGUUAUCCCUCCGUGCAACGAGGUUUACCAAAUUGUUGUAUUUAAACGGUCCAACAUUAAGGAGAUCUUCGUGCCCGGUGGGCCGCUGUCACUACCACCACCAAGACGGUCUGCUCUCUUCGUCAUUUCGAGGAACGCCGGAAAGCGUUGGAUGGACUUUGUGCGCUGGCAGUCGAUCAGUACAGCCCGGGAUCCGCACGCCAAGGCCAAGACCAACAUCAUGCUUGCCGUUAUGAUCUUCGCCGUCUACGGUAUACCUUUGUGCCAAGCUUUUGCUGGUUUUGUCCGCAAGCGCCGUGGCUGA